Molecule: messenger RNA, 561 nt
Organism: Aspergillus tanneri
Lineage: Eukaryota; Fungi; Ascomycota; Eurotiomycetes; Eurotiales; Aspergillaceae
Exons: 3
Coding region: 1-561 (186 amino acids)
Source: RefSeq, a predicted model, not a curated record
AUGGAAGAGAAGAGCACCGUGAGGUUCGGGGAAUGUUUGAUCCCUGGUGCCAAAUUUCUCGAAUCCCCUAAUGAUAGAGAGCAAACGGAAUCAUCCUCUCCAGCCUCCAGCUCGCCCCCUGCUAGGCAGAGUAUGAUUGUCGUGCUUAAGUAUCGGCGUCCAGCGGAGGAGAGCUACGGACGGAUUCCUCCACAAUGCGAUGAUCCAGCAGCGCCCGAAUUGGUCAGCGUGUAUGACAAUACAGCCCGUGUAGGCAUUCCCGUGAACUUUUCAGACCCUCCCACUCUGGUCAAAACCGAGCCCGGCUCUGGGAUCUUGAAACUGCCACUCAUGCCGAUUCCAGCUAUCUAUGUCUCUUGGCGAUCUGAUGCCAUUCAGCCAUUCUAUAACCUUCCUGACGGCUCACAACUUGAUCAGUCCGUUGCUGCCGAUGGCAACUCCUUUGAGGACCAUGCAGGGUUUCUCCCUGAGAUGACUGGCGACAGCAAUGGCUUCUUGCACGAAGGACUUCUGCAGGUAUAUGAGGGCAACCUGGAUCUGGAGGGAAACUUUGAGGUGUGA